GACGGCGAGGGGCGCCAGUGCUGCCCCGCGAGCUGCCACGGCCGGUGCUCUUCACAAUCUCACGCGCGUUGAAUUCGUUUCGAGUGCCUGUGAUAAUUUCGAUAACGCUAUACCAACCGGAGACGGCCAUACGCCGGUCGACGCCGAUCCACUGUUUUCGCGCUGACGAAACGUUUAGAUCGAUUCGGGUGUGAAUUUUGGAUGUUCGUAAUCGCAUUAUCCCUGUGUUAGUGCUAAUUAGUAGUGAGAUGAGGCCGAAGGAGGAAGCGGACGCGAAGGUCCAAUCUGGGACUUUUAUACUGUCCGAGAAAAUUGACGACUCCAAGUCGAAGAGAAGUGAAAAGGAGAUCAAGAAAGAGAUGAAGAGGCUCGAGAAGGAGAAACAGGAGCGGGAGAAACGGGAAAGGAAGGCGCGGGAGAAGGAAAAGGAGCGGGAAAAGCAGGCGAAGAAAGGCAAAGUGGUGUGCGGCGCGUGCGGUGGUAAGUGCAGCGGCGAGGUGCUCCGCGUGUCCGACAAGUACUUCCACACCGCGUGCUUCACCUGCCGCACCUGCUCCGCCUCGCUCGCCCGCGGCGGCUUCUUCUGCAAGGACUCGCACUAUUACUGUCCCCAGGACUACCAGCGCGCGUUCGGCACGCGGUGCGCGGCGUGCAACCAGUACGUGGAGGGGGAGGUGGUGUCCGCGCUCGGGAACACCUACCAUCAGAAAUGCUUCACCUGCGCGAGGUGCAAACUCGCAUUCCCGUCAGGCGAGAAGGUGACGUACACAGGCGCGGAGGUGGUGUGCUCCAGCUGCGUGGCGCCGGCGGCGCAGCGUCAGACCGCGCGCACGCGCUCGCCGCUGAGCUCGGCCACGCCCGACCCGCGUCCGUCCAGCGGCGACACGCGCGACGACCACGAUCAAAACGAAUGUGCGGGCUGCGGUCAGGAGCUAUCAGAAGGUCAGGCGCUGGUCGCCUUAGACAGACAAUGGCACACUUGGUGCUUUUUGUGUGGCGAGUGCGGUUGUGUGCUGCAAGGCGAGUACAUGGGGCGCGGCGGCGUGCCCUACUGCGAACGCGACUACCAGCGGCUGCACGGCGUGCGCUGCGCCUACUGCCAGCGAUACAUAUCUGGCAAGGUGCUACAGGCGGGCGAGAACCACCACUUCCACCCGACGUGCGCGCGCUGCAGCAAGUGCGGGGACCCCUUCGGCGACGGCGAGGAGAUGUUCUUGCAGGGCGCGGCCAUCUGGCACCCGCGCUGCGGCCCCGCGCCGCACGACCCGCGCGCGGCCGACCGCGCCUCCUCCGAGAUGCAGUUCUCUCUGCGCUCGCGCACGCCGAGCGUCAACGGCUCCUACUGCAGCCCCUACAGUAGCCUCACCCGCAAGUACGGGUACGGACGCGCGGUGUCGCCGGGGCUGACGCUGCGCGAGUACCGCGAGGGCGCCGCGUGUUCGCCGCACCGCAUCACCACGUACUCGUAUCUCACGGGCGAGCCGCACUACCUGCGUCGUCCGCUGCAGCCCUACGACCGCCCGCCCACCUCGCCGCACUUCCACCGUCCGCACACGCAGCAGAACUCGCGGGCGUCGUCGCGCGCGGGCGCCAGCAGCAAGGCGUCGUCGCGGCCCGGCAUGCGGGCGCUCGUGGACUCCAUGCGCUCAGAGACUCCGCGGCCCAAGUCUCCGCACAUGAACAAUGAGGAGCCUAUCGAGUUAUCUCACUACCCGGCCGCAUACAAGCCUCCGCCGGGCACGCAGCCCAAGAUAGAGAGAGACGAUUUCCCCGCCCCGCCCUACCCUUAUACAGACCCUGAGCGUCGCCGCCGCUGGUCGGACACGUACAAGGGCGUGGAGUCGGACUCAGACGAGGCGCCCCCCAACGGCGCCCCCAACGGCGCCCCCAACGGGCACCUCAACGGCCACGCGCCCGCCGACCCGCAGCUCAGGAAGGAGCACACCGAGCUCAGCAAGAUACAGACCGGAAUUGCACAGGUAUUUCUGAAAGAAGUGAAGGAGAGAGAGAAGCUGCAGCAGUGGAAGAAGCAGAACCUGGACCCGAGGAACGCGAGCAGGACGCCGUCGGCGUCGCGCGAGCCGCUGCCGCGCCUGCGCUACUCCUCGCCGCUGGGCGCGUCGCCCUCGCGCCAGCUCACCACCGACCUCUCGCAGCCGCAGACCGACUGCUACUCCGACCUCGCCAGCCACCACCACAUACCCUCAUACAAUGUAAUGCACGCUGCCCCGCGGCCCGGCUACGGCCUGCGCUCGGCCACGUUGCCCGCCGCGCUGCCCCACCAUCACCACUGCAACGUGAGUACUGGCGACUUCACAUUCAGCGGCAUGGGCGACAAGACGCAUAGCACAGACUUCAGCAGCGGCAAGUCAGACAUUUCUGCCGGCUCCAUAACAGACGUGGAUAGAAGUGCUGUGACGACGGACGGCGUGACGGCGGUGAGCGCGGCGGCGCUGGGCGCGGCGCGCGGCGGGCUGGGGCCGCGCGGGGGCUCAGGCGGCGUGCGGCGCUCGCUGCCCAACAUGGCGACGAGCCACCUCCUGCACGAGCCCGCCAAGCUCUACCCCUACCACCUGCUGCUCAUCUCCAACUACCGCUUGCCGCCCGACACCGACCGCCUCAACCUGGAGCGGCACCUGUCGGACGCGGAGUUCGAGGCGAUCCUGCAAGUGAGCCGGCCGGAGUUCUACCGCCUGCCGCAGUGGCGCCGCAACGAGCUCAAGCGCCGCGCGCGCCUCUUCUAGACUGUCGCGACGAGUUCGUAAAAUCCGCCUGAUUUCAUGAUUUCUUUAUUUCAUUUUUAUUAACUCUCCUAUUAAUAAAAAAAAAAUUAUCUGACAGAGACUGGAAUAUACUCGUUUUGUCUUAUUUGAUAUUGGCGAGACAAAAAAAUCUGGAUUAAUCAGCGAUUUUUGUUUAAUUAAUAAAAGGUUACACAUUAAUUGAUUUAGCAUUAAACAAAUUUAUUUUUGUUGUUAUACUAAUGAAUUAUAUAACAACAAAAAUAAAUUAUAUAUUAAAUAGCGGAACAAUUCCAAUGGUUUCUAUUUUCUGUCAGUGGAGGCCAACCACUGACGGAAAGUAGAAAAGAUUUAGUACCGUUGUCGUGUGGACAUCGCAUCUCUUGUCCCGAAAGCGCCAGUGGAACAGAGCCAGGGCACCAGCACCUCUGUCGGAAUAAUAGUGUAACCUUUUUUACAAAGCAUACAAUCAUGAAAAACAGCAAUUUUAUGGACUAGGCCGACAUAUGAAGCCGUUUUGUUCAGCCCGCAGCUGCAAUGCUGAACGAUACUGUGCGGCGGUCGAUGGCACGGAUUCCGUUCCAAGUAAGGAUGCCGAAUAUAUCAAGUAUACGUCAUCUAUACAUAUUAUCAAACAUGCGCAAAAUAUUCCAAAAUUAAAAAAAACACAUGCUUGGCUUUGUGCAACUUAACAGUAUAGGCAAUAAAUGUCAUUGACGGCAUUCAUACAUCUCUGUUAUUCGCUAAUCAACACCUUACGGGUCAAACAGAUCCUACUUUAAUGUGAUCCAUAUUCGAAUUUAAUAACAAUACACUUUAAUUAAUGCAUACAUUUGCAGGAAUAAAUAAAAGCGAGUGGCAGAGAUAAAUGUAUAUGUGCCUCAAUGCCCCUCAUUCCCAUAUCCACUGAAGUGACUGUAGUUCAGAAAUUAGACAUCCGUGCUAUCGGCCGCGUACUUAGCGUAGAUGAUAUUAAUUAAUAAUUCACAUAAUAAUAUAUUUGAUGAAGAUUACUAUAGCAGUGUGAUGUCGCGCGUUCAUAGAAUGCGGCGAGCUGAUGCCUUGUUUUGAUAAAGAUAUAUGUGAUGCGUCGUCUUAGUGAGAAGCAAAUGUGCUGUAGUGGGUCCGGGCGCGGUCCUGUGCGGCGGCUGAUGGUGGACGGCCCCAACUUCAAUGCUACCUUAUUUAAAUGUGGCCUUCGAGUAAACAUAUUGAGGGUCAACUGAUAUAUUAUGUUGCUAAAUGAACACAUUAUACAAUUAUUAUCCUUUUUUUAAUCUUAGAACUGAGGUCGUCCGCUAUUGCCUGGUAAAAAACACUGUUCCAACAAAAAAUAUUUAUUUGAAAUAAGUUUUACCUACAUGUCAUCAAUAUAAGCAAACAAAAUAAUGUAAUACUUCAUGUUUUAUGGGAACAGUGUCCUAAUCGCAAUAACGCCGAGUCCCAGCUCGGGUGCUAAUGGGAUUCGCCGCUCGUUUUUAUUUUAUAACCAAUGCUUUAGAAAAGUACUAUCCGCUCGCAGCUAUCUCGCUCACUCUUAUUUCAUAUCACUUUUCACACAGCCCUCAACACAAAGACUAAUAAAAAAUUGUAAGUAAACCAAAUUAACAAUACUAUUUACCUUAUUGGAUUAAUUAUUUUUAAUGGUCUAUGUAGUCUCAUGUUUUGUAAUUGUAUUUUUCGUAUUUAUUUCGACGUCUUUUUUAUGUAUUUUAUUUAAGAGUAUAUUUGUCUCUGCGGCGAUAAUAUUCUCAGAAGUGAACUGUAUCGUUAUAAUGCAGUGUGAGCGAGAUGGAGAGAGCGAGGUCGGGAGCAUCCACUUUUACAUGCAAAAGUAAUAAUAAUAAAUUGUUCCUAGGCGUAUGAGUGUGAGAGUGUGUGCGUACUUUAUUAGGUACUUUAUUGUUUUUAAUGUUAUUUAGACAGAUAUUAAUUCGGUCGCUAUGUAAGUUUUAAAAAUAUAAUCGAUAUUUUUAUUGGACAGCUUGCGAAAUUUUUGUUUAGUGUAAGUAAUGCCUGGUUUACACGGACUGAGGCGCCCUGCCAAGUCAGACUUCAAAAUAACAUUCCUUCAGUACUUUAAAACUUGAAUUGAAAUGAGGCAUUUGGGAGCCGCGGGGUCAAUGAUCAGUGGAUUUUACUAUCUAAGCAACGCGGUUUUGGAAUGCGCUAGACCGAUCGGAAAUGCAAAAAUAAGAAUAAAAGUUUUUUAUAUGUUAGUUGGCAGCAACAAACAGUGAAUCUUGAGUCCGUGUCGAGCAGGCCUAAUGUAAGACCACGCCUAACGAUUGUUACCAAGCGGCGGCGCGGCGUCUUCGGCUUUCGUGUUCUCAUUGCUGAAGGCUAAAUCAUUCGUUAUAACACUUUUUAGAUCUUAAAAUUUGAAAUUUGGAUGAACCACAGUGAAUCUACUAACAACAUACUAUGUUUGCUAACAUAAACAUACGUACAUAUAACAUACGUUCGUAUAAAACGGGAAUAAAUUCAAUACGAAGAGAAUCGCAAUCACAUUUGGCAAGAAGUAGGAGACGCCGCGCGCCGAAUAUAUUGAAGUAAAUUAUUUACUGUAAUGAUAUCUAUCUGUAUAUAGUAUAUUUUGUAAUAACGCUUAACAUAUUAUAUUUAAUGUACGUAUUUCUGCUGGCAGCGUCACGGAUUAUUGUAAUUUGACAGUUCUAUCUAAAGUGGGGAGAGAUCCGCGGAGAUACUUGGAAUAAUAAUAAAAGUUGCAUUUCCGAA
Molecule: messenger RNA, 5480 nt
Organism: Plodia interpunctella (Indianmeal moth)
Lineage: Eukaryota; Metazoa; Arthropoda; Insecta; Lepidoptera; Pyralidae
Gene: Unc-115a
Product: Uncoordinated 115a
Exons: 21
Coding region: 249-2744 (831 amino acids)
Biological process (GO): lamellipodium assembly; cytoskeleton organization
Cellular component (GO): actin cytoskeleton
Molecular function (GO): actin filament binding
Source: RefSeq, a predicted model, not a curated record